AUGCCUAGCUUCAAGAGUACUCAUUCGAGUGUUCCACAAAGCAAUUCAAUUGAUAUGUCUGGAGAUUCUACUACAGGCGCCAAUGAGGUGAGCUAUUUUAGAUCGACUCGUCAAACUAAAGUGGUAGACAACCAGCAACAACCCAAUACUAAUGAAUCAGACGCCGCUCAAUCCGUCGCUACAAUCCUGAGUGAAGGAGCCACUGAUAUGCCUGAUUGGUGCAAGUUACUCAUUGAAUCGGAUCCAAAUUGCUCUUAUAAUGCUGGAUCCCACGCAUUGAGUGCAUUAGAAAGCAUGAUAUCCACGUACUUGAGGAAGGAAAUGGAGUCAGAAGGUUCGUAUUCUUCUUCAGCCACGCCGCCUACUUCCACUUCAGGUUCUGGUCGUAGUACUCCUACACCACCACCGGUGCGCGGCCACCACAUUAGUUCUCUUAUUAGUCACAAGAUCAAAAAGACAAAACAUACAAACAGAUUAUUCAAGUUAUCCACCUUCUCAAGUGAUGUAACAAAGAAGAUUCAAUUAGCUACAACUCAAAAUGGAUUACAAGGUACCUUUAACGCUAAAGUAUUCCAAAAGAUCAAUGAACUCCAGCAGAGUCCUCAUGGUUGCAAACCUGGAUUUCUUUAUGAAUCACAAGAACUUUGUUUGGCAAUUCCUCGUCUCAAGUACUUAAGAAGUGUUCAAUUUCUUCAAAGAUGUUGUCAUGAGGAUCAUAAAGUUGAAGGAGAAACGUUUGAUUACUCCUUCAAUUUGGAUCAUAAUCACGAUAGUGUUUAUACUCCACAAGUUGUUCGAUCUGAAAUCGAUGAAGACGGGAACUUGAUCAAUUCCACAAGAGCAGGACUUUGUGCAUAUUGUGAAGAACCAAAGUUCUUCAAUAUAAAGACAAGUAGUUAUGCUCAACAUUUAUGUCUUCAACAUGGGAUUCUGACACAGGGGAAACUUCUCCCCUUUCCCAUUGCCUAUGGUAAGUACUAUUUCCAUAAACCGGAAAAUGUCACAUCUAAAAAGAAGCGUCAUACCGUGGCACAGUAUCACUUUGAUGAUGCCGUGUUGUGUCCCAUGUGCCUUACACCUUUAGGUAUUGGAUGCACAGGAAAGACCAAGAAUCGUCCAUUGGUGAAUUAUCUUCGCCAUUAUAGAGAUUCCCAUGGUCAAUCCGCUGAAGGCAAACAAGCUUUGCUUGAGGCAGUGUGGGAAGCUCAUUCUGAGGAAUCUGAGAUUUCGAAUACAACAUCUAGAUGA
This is a messenger RNA of Lizanozyma spartinae, 1248 nucleotides long. RefSeq names its product DUF4451 domain-containing protein. The transcript has a single exon. The coding region runs from base 1 to 1248 and encodes 415 amino acids. Lineage: Eukaryota; Fungi; Ascomycota; Pichiomycetes; Serinales; Debaryomycetaceae. The record is from RefSeq and is a predicted model, not a curated record.